UUCUCUCGUUACUACAAGUCGUACCUUGUCGCCCGCCGUAAUCAGCUGACCUUGUCGUCAAGCAUCACACUCUUUUUACAAGUCUCUUAUCAGACUACACACAUUCUUUCAAGAUGGCCAUGUACAAGUUCGCCGCGGCCGCCCUGGCCCUCUCCACCGGUGCCACUGCCCACCGCUUCAACUUCGUGAACGGUCUCAACAGCACCACCACCACCACCGAGGCUGGCGCCACAACCACCAUCGCCUCGGAGACCAACACGGUGCCUUCGCACACCAGCACCUUCUGGGGCAACACCACCACAACCACAACCAGCGCUCAGGAUGGUUCCAUGACCAUCACCACCUCCUCGGUCCCCAUGACAACCUCGACCGUCUUCACCACCACCACCCGCACCAUCACGGACUGCCCCGACACCGUAACGGACUGCCCCGCUGGUGGUAUCACCGUCACCGAGACCGUGCCCGCCUACACCACCGUCUGCCCCAUCACCGAGGAGCCUUCGAUGACCACCUCCACGGUCUACACCACCACCACACGCACCGUCACUGACUGCCCUGAUGAUGUCCCUGACUGCCCCGGAAAGGGCAGCGUUGUCACCGAGACCAUCCCCAUCUACACCACCGUCUGCCCCAUCACUGAGGAGCCUGAGAUGACCACCUCCGCCGAGGAGCCGGAGAUGACCACCUCCACCGUCUACACCACCACCACCCGCACCAUUACCGACUGCCCCGACAAUGUCCCUGACUGCCCCGGAAAGGGUGGUGUUGUCACCGAGACUAUCCCUCUCUACACCACCGUCUGCCCCGUCACCGACGUUCCUGCUGAGCCUACCGAGGAGCCCCAGCAGCCUGGUGAGGGUGACGACGAGGAGUGCACUGAUGUCAUCACAACCACCACCGGUACCAAGACCAUCACCAAGACACUCACCGUCCCCGCCGACGAGCCCACCAAGACCCCUGAGCAGCCCGUCUGCCCUGGCUCCCCCGACUGCCCCGUCGAGGAGCCCCAGACCACGGAGACUCCCGAGACUCCUGAGCAGCCCGAGCCCACUGAGACUCCUGCCCAGCCCGAGCAGCCUGAGACCCCUGAGCAGCCCGUCUGCCCCGGCCACCCCGACUGCCCUGCCGAGGAGCCCAAGCCCACCACUCUGGUUUCCGUUCUGCCCACCAACAACGGCACCAUCCCCGAGCCUACCAAGCCCACCGCUCCCGUUCAGCCCACUGAGAGCGCCCCUGUUUCCGGCGCUGUCAAGAUGGGCUCCUCGCUCCUCAUGGUCGUCGCUGCCGUCGCUUUCUUCUUGUAAGAAACUGGCACUAGCAACGUGCUGAUUCUGCCCAAGGAGCGGCGUGGAGAGGAUGUAUAUCUUGGAUAUCGGUAUUUAGGAUCUUAUUCCUCUUCUAAUGCAUAUUGUUUAUUACCCUUUCACUUCGGCCUGUCCAUACUUUCGAUCUUGGUG
This is a messenger RNA of Emericellopsis atlantica, 1457 nucleotides long. RefSeq lists its product as uncharacterized. The transcript has a single exon. Lineage: Eukaryota; Fungi; Ascomycota; Sordariomycetes; Hypocreales; Bionectriaceae. The coding region runs from base 114 to 1304 and encodes 396 amino acids. The record is from RefSeq and is a predicted model, not a curated record.